Molecule: messenger RNA, 2024 nt
Organism: Diatraea saccharalis (sugarcane borer)
Lineage: Eukaryota; Metazoa; Arthropoda; Insecta; Lepidoptera; Crambidae
Source: the annotation of a GenBank genome assembly
AAAAUUCGCAAAAAAUAAAAAAGAAGAUAUAAUCAACGCACAAUUUAAUGAUAAUAUUAUUGUUUUUCUGUGUAAAUUAUACGCUCAUCAACUUCUGAGUUCCAUGAGUUGGAAAAUAUCCAUAAAAUUUGUGAUAUGAAUAUAAGACACGGUUUUAUAUACUUUUGAUAAUCGACUCGCAUUUAUUAUUGCAACAAAUUUAUAAUAAUGUUGCAUACAGAGGAUAUAGACGAUGACUAUUUUACACCAGCAUCCAGCACUUCAUUAGCAAAUAUUUUUGGUAAAUCUCGGAAUGAAGAUAUAACUGAAAAUGAAUCAUUGAAAUAUACACCUCCAAAACCAACAAAUCUUAUACCAAAACCAGAAGAACAAAAACCAACACAAUGCAUUUUUGCCUGUGCAUUAGUUGGUUAUGAAUGGUCAAACAAAGAUUAUAUCAAUAGAGGAAAAUUGGGAUUUGCAAUUCUGAACAUUGUAAAAACUGGUGUGCAUAACAUAAUUUUAUAUGACUCUAAUAAAGUUACUUUAUCAAGUGCAACCAUUUCAGCUAAAUUUGAGGUAACAAUCAAAGAGAAAACAUAUUUUUCUUAUUUAGAUAACCUACAUAAGUAUUGGAGCUUAUAUGCCUCUGAAGAUGAACUAACUAAAAUAUUGAAUUUGUUAAAAAGUUUUGAUGUUAUGAUAAAAUCUUCAAGUGAAACUGAUAAAGGCCCUGCUGAGUUGACAUCAGUGGAAACCUCUACUGUAAUUAAUGAACAGGCUGAUAAUAAAGAAACGGGAAAUGAUACUGAUUCUUCUGUAAAUAGAAGAACUAAACUGUCCUUAUUAAAUAGAAUGGCAAGCAUGGGUCAAUCUGUUUUACCACUUCGUGUGGUAUCUCAUGAGAGAUCCAGUGAUUCUUCUGACACAAAUGAUACUAAUGAUUAUAAGACCAUUAGACAUAGACCUAUUAAGAAUGUGGUUAAAAGAAAUAGUUCAGAUAAGAGUGUUGUAGAAUGUCAAUCUUUAAUAGAAACACAGAAAUUAUUACCUAGAAAAGAACAUUCUCCAGAAAGUAUGCCAUUAUUUACAUAUCUUAAUGGUCAAGUAGUGCCUGUAACUAAUACUAAUAUAAUAACAAGCCCAAGUUCAAGCAGUAGCAAUGAAAUGAAUUAUUUUAUUACUGAACAAAGAAUGAACAAUAGUGAAUUAAGAAUUAAUAUAAAUAGAGUUUCGGACAAAUUAGAUCAAAUGUUAAGCAAAGUAGUAAACAUAGAAAGUGGCGAUAAAAGAACUAAUCAAAGUCAAUUCCAAAUGGAAGUGUUACAAAAGUUACUUGCAGAGUAUGAGAAUAAGAUUAAAGUUUAUGAAGAGUUCAUAAACAGUAACAAAGGUGCUGACAAAAGUAUAAAUGUUACUAAAUUAUCUAGAAAUUCAUUAUUGCAACAAACUGAACCAUCAAAUGAAAUUAAGUUAUUAAAAAAUAAAAUAGACCAGUUACAACUAGUUUGUCUUGAAAAGGAUGAAAAGAUUAUUAGAUUGGAAAGUGAUAUUAAACACAUUCAAACAAAAUAUAAUGAGACUGCUACUAGCAAUCAAAAUCUUAUUGAUAAAUUGUAUAAGGAAAUAGAACACUUAAAGACAGAAAUGGUAGGAAAAGAUGAAGAAUAUUCCAAUCUGAUGAAAAAGUAUAAAUCACAAUCGACUAAACCUGUAGAUGAAAAUGAUAUAGAAAACAAAAUCAAAAAUAUAAUGAAUAACACUUUUCAGGCCAUAUCUGCAAACUUUGAUAAUAAUGAAAGUUACUCUGGUGAAAGAGUGAAAACAGUUACAGGUACAGUUAUUAAAAGGGUUACCAUAGAAUCAUUAAAUAAUAUUUAACAUAGAAAAUUGUAUAAAAACUUGGUAUUUUUUUAAUGCUACCAUACCAAUACUAUUGUUUUGUUUUGGAUGAGUUAUUAUUUUUUUUAUUUUUAUAUAUGUUUUAUAGUGUCUUUUGUUUCUAGAUAAUGUUUUUCACAUUGUAAUUAUUUUUAAUCAUUAUG